AUGGGGGGUGGAAAGUGGCUGCCACAUAUGGAAGGAAAUAUCAGAGUUUCAAAAAUAUGGGCUGAUAUAAUUAAUGCAGUUAGAUCUCAGCCUGAAUUUUUAAAUGUCUAUCUUGAUAAUGCAGUCAUUCAGUUGGGAAAUGGUAGGAGAGCUCAUUUUUGGUUACAUAAAUGGUCCGGGGAAUUGUGUCUUAAGACCGAGUUUCCCAGACUAUUCUCUCGGUCCACUGACAAGUAUGGAACAGUUUCUGAAUUCUACACCAGAAGAGGAGGGCUGCAGGAUUGGAAUCUGGAUUUUAGGAGGCCUUUGUUAGCCUGGGAGGAGGAUGAGGUACGUAGGUUAUAUAUCUUAAUCAGUACUGUACCAGCUAUUCGGGUCUCAAGUCCAGAUAUUUGGAUAUGGAAGGCUGAUCCAACUGGGUCGUUCUCUGUUGCAUCAAUGUACAAAAGAUGUGAAUUGUUCUUGGGACCUAUUAGGAAUAUGGCAGUGGCAGUUUGGCAUAACUGUGCCCCUCUUAAAGUAAAAUUCUUUGGGUGGUUGGCAUGGCAAGGUAAAGUUAAAACAUCAAGUUUCCUGCAAAGAAUAGGGAUCUUAGAUGUGAAUGCUAAUGUGGGUUGUGUCUUCUAUCAUGAUGAGGUGGAAACAUGGGUUAUACCAAACUCAGUGGAAAGAUUGUUGGAUUGGUGGUCAUUUUGUAAGAUGAAAAAGAUUGAGAAACAGCUAUGGAUGGUUGUACCUUUGGCUGUCCUUUGGUCCAUAUGGAAGCAUAGAAACGACUGUGUGUUUAAUGGGUUGCAGCCAAAUAUUGAAGAUCUCUAUGAGCUGGUCAAAGUAAGAAUAGCUGUGUGGAUUAAAUCGUCCCCAGUCAAACUGGAGUUCUCUGUCAAUGAUGUAGUCCUUAACUUGCAGCAGGUCCAAUAUUGUAUUCGUAAUAGGAGUUGA
Molecule: messenger RNA, 942 nt
Organism: Camellia sinensis
Lineage: Eukaryota; Viridiplantae; Streptophyta; Magnoliopsida; Ericales; Theaceae
Source: RefSeq, a predicted model, not a curated record